GGAGGCCAAAUCACUGGAUGGAUUUAGGAGAGAGUUAGAUAGAGCUCUAGGGGCUAGUGGGAUCAAGGGGCACGGGUUAUUGAUUGGGGACGAUCGCAAUGAAUGGCGGUGCUGGCUCGAAAGGCCGAAUGGCCUCCUCGGCACCUAUUUUCUAUUUUUCUAUGUAACUGCACAGCCCCGGUACCAAAUGGCAGGAGCUCGCUCUCCGAAGGAAGAUUAUUUGCCGGGCAGCCUCGUCGUACAUUCCCACAAACAGUCCCCCAGUAACAUUGAACAUGGGGAUUUAAAUAUAAAAGAUUCGCAGACCUUUUCUUGAAAGAUAUAUUGGAAUACUCAAGCGCCCGGCGACCGAGUGGAUACUGACUGGGGUAGUUGGGGAGGAGAUCGUGUACCGCGGGCGAGGAGCUCGAGCCGUCGCGAGGAGCCGCGACCGUUGGGCGCGUGCGCGCGCGCGGGGUUCCAGUGUUCCAGUCCAGGCGCCGGCCGUGCGGGCGUGCGGCCGGCAGGGGGAGGGGAGACCCUCGCCGUUUCUCCGCCAAAUCUGCACCAAACCGCGGAUGGAGGGUGGCGCUAAAUGUUUUGCAGAUAUAAAGGAUCCUUGCAGUAUCAUCCAGGAAGAGUAUUAUGUGAAGAAUCUGAUGGUGCACAGAUGACUGGAGUGAAUGAUCCACCCUGUUAUUUUUCCUUGAUCUAAAUUGUAUGUUUUUAUCCCUGAAUGAACUUGGACCUCUGGACAAAACCAUUGACUUCAGAAUUGUUAGCUUCAGCAAGCAGAAACUGGCACGCCAGCGUCUCGGCUUUCUAAGUUUAAGAAAAUUCGGCAUGUCAUUGAAAACCUGUUAAUAAAUUUCAACAUAUGCACUGUGCAAAGCACCUUGACUGGUUGCGUUAUGGCCUGCCACAGCAAAUCCAAUGCAAAAGAAGGCAGGAGGAUGCAGAGAGUGGUGGACUCAACCCAUCCAUCAUGGGAACAGCUUUCUCUCCACCAUCGAAAAUCUUCAGGUGUUGUUGAAGAUAUCGCUCCUGCUGUUUUGUGGGGUUUUUGUUCCCGUGUGCUGUGUUGAUUGUGAUCCUGACCUUUGUAAAAAUGAGGGCACCUGUGUGGUUGUUGAUGGGAUUAAUCAAUGCAACUGUCUUCAUGGGCUCAGAGGCGAGACUUGUGAAGAUAUAAAAAUGGAAGUCAAGUGUGAGCAAACCUACAUAAAAGUACUAAUCAUCAAAGAUUACUUUGAUUGGAAAAAUGUCAGCAUGGACUCUGUACAAUUGGCUGAGGAUGCCUGCAAAGCUGCAAUAGAAGUUGUAAAUGGAGAAGAAUAUUAUAGCAUCAGUAUACAUCAUAACAAUUAUUCAUCUUGUGGUACGGUUGUGCUGAGUAAUGCAACACACAUCAUGUACAUGAACGGAUUGGAGACUCGACAUACAGCAGGCAUUAUCACCAGGCUUCCUUCUGAAACAAUUGACUUCACUUGUGUGUACCACCGUGAAAGGACAGUGCAACUUGCAUUUCCAAUCCAGCCAAGGACCGCAGUUGCAGUGCUGCAUGUGCAAGAGGGACUAGUCACAGUAUCAAUGGCACUCUAUCAAAGUCCCAAGUAUGAGACUGCUUAUGUGGAAUUGCCAGUCAUACCUUGGUUGGAAAGAUUGUACAUCAGUUUGAAGAUUGAACCUGGAGAGCAAAACUUCUUUGUUUUGACUAUAAAUGAUUGUUGGGCUACACCAACCAAACAUCCAAGUGACUCGCCUCAGUAUUACUUAAUAAAGAAGGGAUGUCCUGCUGAUGAAACUGUGCAGUAUCACAAUCAAAUCGGGAAUGAGACAACAGCCAACUUCAGUGUGCAAAUGUUUCGUUUCACCAAGUAUCCAGUCGUGUUCCUGCAUUGCAGGACUGAAAUUUGUGUUCCUGACAGUCUGGAGCCUUGUACGAGUGAUUGCCUGAGCCAAUCAUCACUAAAAACCAAAAGGGAAACCCACACCGACUACAAAGGGUUAUUGACUUAUGGACCUAUUCAAUGGACCCAUCUUAAGUCGCAUAUGCCUGAAGUUCAUAAACCUAAUCUUGUGCUUGCUACCAUUCCUGGUAUAGUUGUGAUAUCUUCAAUGGUGUUCCUUGUCCUUGCAAUUACUUUGGCUAAAGUAAUGAGAAAGUAAAUUGACUACCUUUAAUUGUUUACCGUUAAUAAAAAAUAAAAAAAAUAAAAAAAAA
Messenger RNA from Leucoraja erinaceus (little skate), 2203 nucleotides. Its product is annotated as pancreatic secretory granule membrane major glycoprotein GP2-like. NCBI's taxonomy places the organism in Eukaryota, Metazoa, Chordata, Chondrichthyes, Rajiformes, Rajidae. Gene Ontology annotation, biological process: neutrophil migration. The record is from RefSeq and is a predicted model, not a curated record. Gene Ontology annotation, cellular component: cell surface; apical plasma membrane. The coding region runs from base 913 to 2148 and encodes 411 amino acids. The transcript is spliced from 11 exons.